UAAAUGUACCUAGGUACCUACUGUGUCGUCGUGCCGUUGUCGGUCUUUUCUCUAAAUGUGUAGCUACAUAUAGUAGGUAUUAUUUGUGAAUCCAAGAAACAUGUAUAAUAAGUCUACGGAAUAACUUUAAAACUCACUACACUACAUUAUGUAGUACCUACCCUAUGAAUAUGCGUGAAUUUGGCAGAUUUGGCCCAUUAAUAGGUGCUAUUGAUGAAGGGACCUCCAAUGUGAAGUUUUUGAUAUUUGCCGCCAAUACAUCUGAAGUGUUAACAUACCAUCAAAUAUCACUCAAGAGAUUUAGCCCUCAGGAAGGUUGGGUUGAACAAGAUGCAUUAGAAAUUCUUGAUGCUGUUUUGGAAUGUAUAGAUGUGACAACAGAUAAUCUGAGAAAAUUGGAUAUAAACCCGGAAGAUAUUGUUGGCAUAGGUAUUUCAAAUCAAAGAGAAACUACUGUAGUAUGGAACUCUGACACAGGACAACCUCUCUAUAGUGCAAUAGUUUGGUUAGAUGUAAGGACAUCUAAAAUUGUAGAUGAAUUAGUCAAGAAUAAAGGAGCUCAAUGUGUAAAUGCUGUUGUGCGGUGUAGUGGGCUUCCACUGUCCACAUACUUUUCAUCAGUUAAGCUCAAAUGGCUGCUGCAAAAUGUAACAGCAAUCAAAGAGUCUGUGGUGAAUGGGAAUUGUAUGGCAGGCACUGUUGAUUCUUGGCUAAUAUGGAAUCUAACAGGUGGCAAUCUUGGUGGGAUUCAUGUGACCGAUGUUACCAAUGCAUCACGAACACAACUCAUGUCUCUUAAAAGUCUUAAUUGGGAUAAAGGCUUACUACGAUUUUUCGAUAUACCAUUGCAAAUUUUGCCCAAAAUUAAAAGUUCCUCUGAAAUAUAUGGUUAUAUUUCCACAGGGUCCCUUAUUGGUGUCCCUAUAGCAGGAUGCUUGGGAGACCAGCAAGCAGCGCUUGUAGGACAAGGUUGCAUGAGAUUUGGACAAGUAAAAUGCACUUUUGGGACCGGUUGCUUCCUGUUGUACAAUACGGGAGAUUCGAUAGUUUACUCUGAGAAUGGACUAAUCACUACUGUGGCAUAUAAACUAGGGCCAGAUGCCCCACCAGUAUAUGCUUUGGAAGGCUCCGUGGCAAUAGCAGGAGAUACAAUUCAAUGGCUGAAGGAGAGUCUCGAAAUAAUAAAUGAUGUGAAGGACAGUGAACAGCUGGCCGCUGAGGCGGAGGACGACGAGGAAGGCAGCGUCUCUUUCGUACCAGCUUUCAAUGGGUUGUAUACACCACACUGGAGGAAAGAUGCUAGAGGCAUAUUGUGCGGAUUGAGCAGCCGUACGCGGCGGCGGCACGUGGCGCGCGCGGCGCUGGAGGCGGUGUGCCAGCAGACGCGCGCGGCGGCCGCGGCGCUGCAGCGCGACUGCGCGCCGCUGCAGCGGCUGCUGGCGGACGGCGGCAUGGCGCAGAACUCGCUGCUCAUGCAGAUGCAGGCCGACGUCUUGGGCAUACCGCUCAUCCGACCCCUAAUGAUGGAGAGCACGGCUUUGGGUGCUGCGAUGGCGGCCGGGCGGGCGCUCAGUGUUUGGCCCGCGACCACUCCUGUUCCCCCAGCUGAUACAUUCUUACCAUCUAUAUCUAGCGAAGGUUUAAUGGCCUUUUAUGUUUAUUGUCUAGAAAGAGACAUCAGACGAGAACGUUGGGAAUCUGCACUUGAACGUUGUCUGGGCUGGACCAACGAUUCAGAUGGAAAAGUGAAACCUCAUCAAUCUGAGGAACCAGACAAUACAAUAGCGGCAUUACCUUCAGGAUUGUUUUUCUUGGGCACCGCGCUGUUGAUGGUCGUAGCUGAUAAAUUACAAGUUAUAUAGUCAAAGUUAUAUAGUCAAUAUUGAGCGGGCUCAAUCGUAGUUUUAGAUACAUACAUACCUCCAAAAAAAUUUAAAGUAUUAAUUUAUUACUUAUAGGUGAAUAAGUUGUUGUCCGUUGUUAAUAAAAGAUUUAAAAGUUU
Molecule: messenger RNA, 2002 nt
Organism: Plodia interpunctella (Indianmeal moth)
Lineage: Eukaryota; Metazoa; Arthropoda; Insecta; Lepidoptera; Pyralidae
Gene: Gk-2
Product: glycerol kinase 3-like
Exons: 12
Coding region: 165-1862 (565 amino acids)
Biological process (GO): glycerol-3-phosphate metabolic process; carbohydrate metabolic process
Cellular component (GO): mitochondrion
Molecular function (GO): glycerol kinase activity
Source: RefSeq, a predicted model, not a curated record